Messenger RNA from Sphenostylis stenocarpa, 195 nucleotides. NCBI's taxonomy places the organism in Eukaryota, Viridiplantae, Streptophyta, Magnoliopsida, Fabales, Fabaceae. The record is from the annotation of a GenBank genome assembly.
GGGAAAUAUUCUUUUAUGAUGUCUGGGAUGCCACGACCAGUAAGGGCUCAGCCUGCUGUGAUGGAAAUGUUUGAUGAUCGGCCAAUAAAGCCUAACAGAAAGAUAAAGCUCCGGUGGUUGAACCCAGAUGAACCUGAUUUUGAGGUGGCAAAGCAAUUAAAGAAUCUUACACGCAAACAUAAUGCAAAAAUAGAU